Messenger RNA from Scatophagus argus, 7325 nucleotides. RefSeq lists its product as uncharacterized. The coding region runs from base 179 to 6892 and encodes 2237 amino acids. Gene Ontology annotation, biological process: cell-matrix adhesion. Gene Ontology annotation, cellular component: cell surface. The transcript has 54 exons. The record is from RefSeq and is a predicted model, not a curated record. NCBI's taxonomy places the organism in Eukaryota, Metazoa, Chordata, Actinopteri, Scatophagidae.
UCUUCGUCACAAGACAACACACCCUUCAGCAGUUUACUGAUGCACCUGCGUCUCAGGUGUCAGCAAAGCGUGAGGGAGAGCGUUAAAGACCGGCACUUUACAGCACCUGAAGGACCCCAGCUAUUAAACAAGACUUGUGACCUUGACAGCUCUCUCAUCCCAUGAGACUUGGUGCAUCAUGAGAUCACGCGACCUUUUCCUGCUGGUUUACUUACUGGGGAGCUGCUUUGGAGCAUUAAGUGCACAAAGAAAUGCAACUUGCUCUUCUGGAGAAACUUGUGGACAGGUGCUGGAUUCGACCUCGCACUUCCUCCAGUGUGUGGGAUUGUCAUCGACAGACACGGGGAGGGACCACAUGCGGAGGCUCAAAGGAAUGCUUGAGGCAGCGAUGGAUGUGUACACCUUCAUGAGGUCCAGCAUGACCGGAGUGCCGCUUCUCAGCUUGCAGGGGGAGCUCGAAUUACACUCCAGAGCAGAUCCCCUCCAGAACGAGGCCCUGGUGCAGAUGUGGAUGGAAGUCAAGAUUAAACCGCUGCUGACAUCGAUCAGCAAACACUUCCUGUCCUGCCUCAGCACCAAGAACUUCAGCUGCUCCACCUAUCAGACCAUGGUGAGGGAGCUCAGUCACCAUUACUCUGAGAUGAAUCCAGUCAGACAGAAGUGGAUCUACACAUUCUUCAUGUACCCCUUUUUGUCUGGAGACAGAGUAGCUGGCUGUGUGAAUAAGGACGAGAGCAGUGAGGAGUGGUUGAUGAAGAACUUUGGUGCCUUCAGGGCCAUGGCCCGAAUGAAGGACUUUUCAUCACUCAACAUGGUCUUCAAUGGAUUGGAGGUUCUUCACCUGCUUUCUCCAGCGCAGAAGGCCGAGCUGCUGCUGAGGCCCGAGGUUGCAGGUUUAGACAACGGCACCCUAAGCCUGGUCUUUCACAAUUUGUUGACAGGGGGCUCUGGUCCCCUCCCCACUGCCAUGCCUGGAUGGGACCACAAUUGGACGACCCCUGGAUACCCACCACUGCCCCCACAAAACAGCUUCAGAGAGCUUGUAAAUGGGGUCAUAAUGGCUUUCAAACCUGUCGGGAGCUUCGUUCAUGAGUUUGUUUCCUUCACACGUGAGAGGGAUGUUUCACAACUAAGAAGCGCCACUCUGACCCAGUUCCUGCUUAACUGGACUCUGGCUGAGCUGGCAGACUCGUACAGGCCAAAAAACACAUCUGUAGUUCCAGAGGUGCCCAUGUUUGAUGUGACCAACGUGGAGGACUGGUACCAGCAGGUCGUGAUGCCGGUGUUACGGAGAUUCUUGCCGAAUGACGAGGCUCUGAUGCAUGACAACGUCAGACUCGCCUUCCAUCGACUGUUCUAUCUGGACCAAAACAUGGACAAUGAAACCUCUGAAAUCCUGGAUGUCUGCAGCAUCACUCUGGAUAAAUCCUCUUGUGGGAUGACCGACGCAGUGCAAAAUGUGGCCAGCGUCUUGCACUGUGCUGCUCGCACCAACCUGACGAUGUCUGAGGCGACCAUCAUGAGACUGAUCGUGGAGCUGACGGGACAUCUGAACUCGAUGAUCAAAGAGUUGUCCACAGCGAACUUCAGCGAGGUGGCGUCUGACUUUCAGCAGAUCUUCGGUGAGGGGGAACCUCCCUCUCUGACCCAGGAGCACCUGAACGACCCGAACUUCAUCCAGCUCUGGUUCCAGAUCAAACUGAUGCCCCUCCUGCCCAGCGUCUCCCCAGGCCUCCUGUCCUGCCUCAGCACCAAGAACUUUUCCUGCCUAGUUUACCAUAGCAUUGUGGCAGCACUCAGCAAACACAUGAGUUUUCUGGACGCUGAUCCGAUCUACAGUCAUAACAUCUAUGAGCGCUUCAUCUAUCCCUUCCUGCUGCAUCACAACACCUCCAAUCCUCAGUGUUUGUUCUCAGCCAAUCACAGUGCAGAAUGGCUGAAAAACAACUUUGGUUUCUUCUCAAGAUUCGCCCCCAUCACUGACUUCUACAAGCUCAAUCCAAACUUCUCUGGACUGGACGUUCUUCCCAUCUUGUCUCCGAAGCAGAUGGCAGAGAUGCUGCUGUUGCCUCUUCCUACUCCGCCCGAGAAAGACGUCGUCAUCAACAGAGUGUUUGACUUCCUGUUGGAGUCCCCUGGGGACAUGAAACUUUCAGAGACUGUGCAUUAUGUGGUCCUGCUUGCCAAAAAGGUCGAUCCACCCUGUGGUGUCUACAGACACAUUUUCGACAGACUUUACGGAGCUUUGCCUUCUCUGCCACCCGACGUGGAAGCUACCAUCUGGACUGGCAUCGACAAGCUGAUGAACAUGGCACCAGAGGGCUGCAUCAUCUUCAGUGGGGAGUGCACCGUUACCAUGACAAAUGAAACAGAUAUUUGUGUCGGAGUGAACAGCACAAUGCUGCAGCUCCAUCUUGACAGUGGACGACUGAAGGGCCGUUUCUGUGAUUUUUCUGUUGAGGAGUUUGCUUGUGCCUCGCUGUCAGCGUUGAAAGCAGAGGAUCUGGCAGCCAUGUUGGUAUGUAAUCGCUCCUCCAGCUCCGGGAGCUCAAGAUCCGCCUGGAAGCUUCUCCUCUCCAAGGCCUCACGUGUGCUGGAUGAAGCCCUGGAUCUUCUAACCAACACGACUCUGGAUCCCAGAAACCCUGCAGUGACAGUGGUUUUGGACUCUAUACGAGAAAUCCGACUGGACACAUUCAGCGUGGCCAGCUUCAAUGAUCCUGCCCUCAUCCAGCUGUGGUUCAACCAGCGGCUGCGUCCAUUCCUGACUGCUGUUUCCCCAGACUUCCUGUCAUGUCUCACCACAAAGGGAUUGAACUGCAGCACCUACCAGCACAUUGUGCAGAUUCUGAGCCGCCUCCAGCCGCACAUGACAGUUUCCAGGCAGAUGUUUGUCUACACACACUUCAUUAAGGUUUUCCUGAGCAGGAAUAGCACCACAGAUCCCAGCUGCAGCUUGCACAUUAACAACAGCGGAGAAUGGCUGCAGAAGAACUUGGGAGGUUUCUCCGUCCUCGUGUCCUUCCGAGACCUGCUGAUGCUCUACUCCAACUUUUCGGCGAUGGAAGCUCUACCACAGCUGACAGUCAGACAGCUGGCAGAGAUGGCAGGCACACCAGGCCAGCUCACCUCUUCUGCUCAGGUUAUCAUGGUGAUGAACCACAUCCCCAACCAUCUCCUCACAGUCUUCUUUGAUGACUUCUCGCCUGCUAUCAUGGCUCAUCAAAGCAUGUUCCCCCCUGCGGUGAGGUCAGCGAUGCUGCAAGUUGUGUUUGCUCGUGCAAACCUCUCAGAUCACUCAGUCAGUGAUUCUGUUGUGUUGACGUGGCUCCACAACCGACUGCGCCCCCUCCUGGUCGGCCUCUCACCGCUGCAUGUUGCACCGUUCUUCAGCAUACUGGCAGGAAGAAACUGCAGUAUACAGCAGCAGGGAGUCCAAGAUCUGAAUUCAACAAUCAUUUCACUCAGUGAAGUUACACAGAAAGAAAUCCACAAUCACAUCAUUGAGAGUCUGAAAGGAGCAGUACCUCUUCGGUGCUAUGGUAACAACUACAACCACAGUUUCUAUGCCUUCUUGGAGCAGUCAUUCUUGGGAUUCCAGUUCCCCAACCUGACCACCUUCCUGUCCCUCAUGCCUCCUGACAGAAUGCAUCAGCUGGUGAACUCCAUGCCUCCAUCAGAUCUUGGAGAUUUUCUCCGCCGCCCUGAUGUUGUCGACAACAAUGCAGAACUCUGUGGGAUCUACAACAACUACAUCCAGACACCGAUGUUCCUCGAGACUGAGUCUCUGCCAGCGGUGGUGCAGCGGCCGACACUGCCUUGUGUCUGGCCCAUGGCUCUCAGGAGCUCCAAGAGGUCAGAGGUCAACGCAUGGUUUGACCUACGCCUCCAAAACUACUUGGUCUUCCUCACUAAGAGUCUGAUCAGCCCCAGCAGUACUCACAACGCCUCCUGCCUGGCCUUCCAAAAGCUAGUUUCAGUUCUUGGUGAAUACAACUACAGUACUGCAGACUUCACGAGGAAAGAUGUGUUCAGCACCAUCAGGGCUUAUCUCACCUCAGCGACUGUGCCAAGGUGUUACAAUUCCGCCGACCCAGAGCUAAACUCUACAGCAUGGUUUGCUGAGUACAUCGGCCCCUUCAUGCCUUUCCUCACUCUGGAGGCUCUUCAGACAUUUGGAUCUGCACAGGUCAUCCAGGUGUUCACAGUUAACCCGCUGAACAUCGCCCUACUCAACCACUCCGCCUUACCUCUCAACCUCACCAACUACUACACUCAGCUCAUUUAUCAACAGGACAGCAACUUCAACCCCUUACUUCUUCCUCUUGUGUGUCGGUGUGUAGCUCCUGGUCCGGCUUUCACACAGCUGACCGCAGAAGAAAGUAUGAUUAUUCUGUACAACCUCACCACUCUCUGUACAGACCUGGACCCACAGAUUUCCGCAGCUUUGGCAGGUAAUUUUGGAGACAACAUUGGCGCCAUAGCCAUUUCUCUCCUCGGCAAUGAGAGCACUGGCCUGUCCACUGGGCAGAUCAUGAGAAUAAAACCUCAGGACCUCUUAGCUGCCCUCAGCACUCUCAGUAGUGUGAUGGGCUGGAAUGAAGGUCAGGCCAAAGCCAUCAUCAGGAUUCUGAUGUCUUCAGGGAUGAUGCAGAUCAACAGCGCGUCGUCAUUGUUCAGUCUGGGCUCUCUUGUUGUGGGUGUACCAGCAACGACGUUCAGCAGCAUCAGCGGCUCCCAGCUGCUUAUUGCAUCCAGAAAUCCUUCAUUUUUGGUGCACUUGUUGACCGCGCCACAGAUCGUCCAGAAGACCUUUGUUACUCAGAUCGUAUCAGUGAACAGCAACAGCGAGAUGAUCAUACAGAACAUUCCAGAUGAUUUCGCCACCGAGAUCCCUCGUGCUAUGCUGCUGGGCUUCUCAAGUAACACCAGCGUUAUCACCACACUCAACCGGAAGAAAUGGAAACGGCAGCAGGUUGAGUUGUUCUUUGAUGUGGUAGCAGUGGGAACCGCGACCACAGCGCUGGGAAGUCCAAACAAUUUGUCAUCCUCAGUGCUGCAAGGCUUCACAUGCACCGGAGUGAGAACUAUUGAAAAGGUUCAGAUCAACAAACUGAUCAAGGCCUGUCGGAGGAGAGGCAAGAACAAGGUCAUACUGAUGGAGACUCAGCUGACCUGCAUGUACAACUACAUUAAGGAACAGUCUGACGUCACCAGCUUCGACCUCUAUCCCCAUGAUGUGCUUCUGUACUAUGAUUACUCCCUGGUGCCACAGGCCAGCUGCAGGUCCUAUUUUCAGCAGCUGGCGGAUGCAGAUUUCUCCGUCUUCUCCUCCGUCCUCAGCUACAAAUUGACUGCACUGUUUGCUAAUGCCAGGAGUUGCCUGGGUAUAACCAGCACGAGUCUGACUGAGGAUAAUAUAUCAGUGUUGGGAAACAUGUGCUGCACUCUGGACGCGUCCUACAUCGACAACUCCGACCCGUCCAUCUUGGAAAAACUCAAAAACUGUCCAGACCUCACUGACGCUCAAGCGGCUGCUGUUGAAGCUCUGCUGCAGAGCGGGAAAACACAGUAUGGAGCUCCAUCAACAUGGAAUGAACAAACUCUGGAGGACCUGGGGAUGUUACCGCUGUAUUUGACUUCGACCUUCUACGAUAACUUUGACAAAAAAACGAAGCGUCAGUACCUGAGGUAUUUCCUGAAGGUUCUGAGGAACAACAGAGUGAGCAGGCAGAGGAGGAGGAGGCUGAAGAGAGAAAUAAGAAAGUCCAUUAGAAAUAAGACAAAGCGAGCAGUGGUAAACGAGUGCACAGUCGGAACGAUCACCCAGGUGACUAUCAGCGAUGAGACCUUCCCCUUCGACUACGACGACGUAAACCAGUUCAACUCCUGCCUCAGUGCCACCACUGUUAAAGACAACUUGGAUGCUAUCACUGGGAAGGUGGACCAGGAGGAAUACCUCGCCAUUGUUCUCAGCAAGCUGAGAGAGGCUUACGCUGCCGACUCUGCCAUCCCAGAAAGUCAGGUUCAGCUCUUAGGCCCGGCGUCCCGUCAGGCCACCUUGGAGGACAUCAACAUGUGGACUAUCACUGAGAUCGACACACUCUCUGCUUUAAUGGCCUCGUCGAACGGGGAGUGGGACCCAAGUCUGGCUAAGGCCAUCGUCUCCAAGUAUCUGCGUAAGGAAGGGAACAAACUUGGCAGUGCUGAGCUCAGCGCCAUUGGAGGAGUCAACCUGUGCUCUCUGGACGUGAGCGUUUUGAUGAACAUUUCCCAGCAAAGCCUCCGGGAAGCUGAGGCCCUGACUGUGUCCAGCUGCACCACAGAGAAAAAGAAAGCAUUGUUCACCAUCGCCAGACAAGCGUUUGCCACAACAACACGCGCUGAAACUAUCUCCGCUAACUCCUACCAGCUCACACAAUCCUAUGUCGGGGGUGCAGAUUUAGCUUAUGCCCGAAGUUUGUCGGCCUCCAAUAUCAACAUGGACUUGGCCACUUUCAUCAGUCUGGAUGAGAAUGUUGUACUGAGCCUGACUGUUGAUGAAGUUAAAGGUCUUCUGGGCACCAACCUGGCAGAUCUGAAGUCCUAUGAGAACCAGACGCUGGUACAGAGUUGGAUCAGGGCGCAGCCCCAGUCGCAACUCAACACACUGGGACUGGGGAUCACAGGGGGCAGGGCUGACGCGACAACCAGCUCUCCAACCAGCUCUCCAACCAGCUCUCCAACCAGCUCUCCAACCACUGCCACAAGCAAGCCAACAUCCUCAUCUGGAUCCACCAGCUCCACUGCUGCCACCACGGGUAACGACGGUGCCCGCAUCCGAGCAGACGCCGGCCUCUCCUUCCUUGUUCUCCUCGUGCUGCUCAUCACUUCUGAGCACUUUCUUGUAUGAAGAAUCACAUGGCUGAUUAUUGUAUUUGAUUAAUCCAUGUCCACUAAUUAAAAGAAAUAUUGUCAAAGAAGUGAUACUGAGGCCUUACCGUAAACCAUAAGUGACAUUAAAUGCCACUUGCUACAUGCUAAACUUCAUGUGCAAUAACAGUACAAUAGAUGAUGUGAAUAAUGUAUACUUCAUUAACCUUCAGUACAAAGUGUGUAUGUUCUGAAACCUCAUAUUUACUAUUUUUGCAUUGGUGGCUUGUCCUCACGUGUUUUAAUUGAUAAAAUGAAGGCGUAAUAGAAAAAUGAAGGCAAGAGUUUCUGCUGUUGACGUACUUAUACGUGUCCAUUUUGAAAUAGCACUUUCUUUAGGUGGGCUUACAUUGAAAGCGAACACAACGUGUCUGGAGCUGUAUGACAUUAAUAAUAAAUGCACAUUGUAUGUA